GUAUUAUUUAAUUAAUUUAUCUAAAAUAAAAAAAAAAAAAAUCAAAAGACAAAAAAAAAAUAAAAAAAUUGUAAAAAAAAGCUUUGAACAGAAACCCUAAAAUACGGCCCCCAACCCAACCUUCACUCACAGAGUCAGAAUACGAUUCCGCCGAUCUCAACUCGUUCUUCCCAGACCAUGAUAUUGAUAUAUAUAGAUAUAUAUACACACACACGUAAUCUUUUAUAUAGUAUUUUUUAUUUCUAAAUUAUAUUUAAAUUAUGAAAUGACGCUCAAAAUUCGCAUACAUACACAGACGAAAAUCCUGAGAUUGCAAAGAAGAGCGAUCAGGCAAGAGGGAACUGCAAUCACCUUAUUUUAGGGUUUUCAAUCAGUUGGUUCUCACUUCUCACGUCCUUUCAGCUGUCCAAACACCAUUUUUACAAGGUUGAGAGAGCCUUUCAGUAAAACUUGAAGGAUAGUUUGCAGUUUUGAAGGAGAAACUCAAGGCCAGCUGGGGUUCUUAAUUUCUCUUGUAGGGCAUGCAGCUGGAGCUUUUCACACUGAAGGCACAUCAGACUAUUGAACCAGAUCAGAUAAGGUUAAAGCAGCUGCAGUUCAGUUUCCCAAAUGGUUGAGGAGAUGGCGUCAUUUCGCCCCACUGGAUUUGGUGACCCUGGUUGGGAGCAUGGCAUUGCUCAAGAUGAAAAAAAGAAGAAGGUCAGAUGCAAUUAUUGUGGAAAAGUAGUUAGUGGAGGGAUAUACAGAUUGAAGCAACAUUUAGCUCGACUUUCCGGAGAAGUAACAUAUUGUGAUAAGGCUCCAGAGGAUGUAUGUCUGAAAAUGAGGGAAAAUCUGGAAGGAUGUCGUGUCAGUAAGAAGUUAAAGCAAGUUGAAUAUGAUGAACAAGCAUAUUUGAAUUUCCACUCCAAUGAUGAUGUAGAGGAGGAGGAAGAGCAUGUUGAAUAUAGAAGCAAAGGAAAACAAUUGAUGGGUGAUAAAGGUUUGGUUAUAAAUUUGGCCCCUCUUAGAUCAUUAGGAUACGUUGACCCUGGUUGGGAACAUGGUGUUGCUCAGGAUGAGAGGAAAAAAAAGGUAAAAUGCAAUUACUGUGAGAAAAUAGUUAGUGGUGGUAUUAAUCGGUUUAAGCAACAUCUAGCUAGAAUACCUGGAGAAGUUGCACCUUGUAAAAAUGCACCUGAGGAAGUAUAUCUUAAGAUAAAAGAGAACAUGAAAUGGCAUCGUACUGGAAGGAGGCAUAGACGUCCCGAUACAAAGGAGAUAUCAGCUUUUUAUAUGCACUCGGAUAAUGAUGAAGAAGAGGAAGAUCAAGAGAAAGAUUCUGUACAUCGUAUGAGCGAUGAAAAAGUUUCAGUUGGAGAUAAAAGAUUGAUCAGAGACUCAAUGAGGACUUCUAGAAGGAUGACCCCUGGUAGUGGGUCUGAACCCUUAUUGAAAAGAUCAAGAUUGGAUUCUCUUGUUCAAAAGAAGGCAAAGAAUCAGAUGCCAGUAUCUUACAAACAUGUAAAAUCGGGGUCCAGCAAAAAAUCUCGCAAGGAAGUUGUUUCGUCAAUUUGCAAAUUCUUCUAUCAUGCAGGAAUUCCUUCACAUGUUGCAAACUCUCCAUAUUUUCAUAAGAUGCUGGAGUUGGUUGGUCAGUAUGGACAGGAUUUGGUGGGACCUUCAAACCGAGUUAUAUCUGGUCGUUUUCUACAGGAUGAAAUUGCAACCAUCAAAAACUAUUUGGUUGAGUAUAAGGCUUCCUGGGCAGUCACCGGUUGUUCUAUUUUGGCAGAUAGUUGGAAAGAUGCUCAGAGUAGGACAUUAAUAAAUUUUUUGGUUUCUUGCCCCCGUGGUAUAUACUUUGUUUGUUCAGUUGAUGCCACUGAUAUAGUGGAAGAUGCCACAAAUUUGUUCAAGUUGCUUGACAAAGUGGUGGAAGAGAUGGGUGAGGAAAACGUAGUGCAGGUAAUCACUGAGAAUACUCCCAGUUAUCAGGCUGCUGGAAAGAUGCUUGAAGAGAAGAGAAGGAAUUUGUUUUGGACUCCUUGUGCUGCCUAUUGCAUUGAUCAGAUGCUUGAAGAUUUUGUUAAAAUAAAAUGGGUGGGGGAGUGCAUUGAGAAAGGCCAAAAAAUGACAAAGUUCAUUUACAACAGGAUCUGGUUGUUGAAUCUUAUGAAAAAAGAAUUUACUGGGGGACAGGAACUUUUGAGGCCAUCUGUUACUCAGCAUGCUUCAAGCUUUUCUACUUUGCAAAGCUUGCUGGAACAUAGGAUUGGUCUUAAAAGAAUGUUCCAGUCGAAUAAAUGGAUUUCUUCUCGGUUUUCAAAAUCAGAGGAGGGUAAGGAGGUGGAAAAAAUUGUAUUGAAUGCCACAUUUUGGAAGAAGAUGCAGUAUGUUAGGAAAUCGGUAGAUCCCAUAGUACAAGUACUGCAAAAGGUUAAUAGUGAUGAAAGCCUCACAAUGCCUUCUAUUUAUAAUGAUAUGUACAGGGCAAAGCUUUCAAUCAAAACCAAUCACGGUGAUGAUGUACGAAAAUAUGGGCACUUCUGGAGUGUGAUAGACAAUCAUUGGAAUUCAUUGUUCCACCACCCCCUAUAUUUGGCUGCUUAUUUCCUGAAUCCAUCAUAUCGAUAUCGUCCUGAUUUUGUAGUGCAUCCAGACGUUGUGCGUGGACUAAAUUCAUGCAUUGUUCGACUGGAGCCAGACAAUGCAAGAAGGAUCUCUGCAUCCAUGCAGAUUUCUGAAUUUGGCUCUGCAAAAGCUGAUUUUGGAACUGACUUGGCAAUCAGUACCAGAACUGAACUUAAUCCAGCUGCAUGGUGGCAACAACAUGGGAUAAAUUGCUUAGAGCUGCAACGAAUAGCCGUACGCAUAUUGAGUCAGACAUGCUCAUCUUUCGGAUGUGAGCAUAGCUGGAGUAUAUAUGAUCAGAUCCACAGCCAAAGGCGAAAUCGUUUAGCACAGAAAAGAUUGAAUGACUUCAUUUAUGUUCACUACAACUUGCGACUUAGGGAACGCCAAAUAAGAAAGAGGUCCAAUGACUCUAUCUCAAUUGAUAGUGUUCUGCAAGAAAAUUUACUCCAUGACUGGAUUGUGGAGACAGAAAAACAAGCCUUACAAGAAGAUGAGGAAACGCUUUAUAAUGAAAUAGAACAAGUUGAUGCAUAUGAGAACGACUUGAUCGAGUAUGAAGAUGGAAAUGGAGAGGCUAGGAAGGGAUCCAUGGAGAUGGUGACUUUGGCUGAUGUAGAACCCUUGGAUGUUGAACCUAUUAACAAUGUUGGUACUGCCACUGAUGAUGAAGAUGAGGAUGAUGAUGAUGAUCUCAAUUUUCUUGACGAUGAUUUGAGUGAUUAGUUGAAUUAUCUGUCUAAAUUGACAGGGUUGAAGUAAUGAAUAUGAAGAAUGAUUAACAGUCACUAAAAUGUAGAGUCCAGUUGGUUGGAUUUGCUGGUAAUUCCAGUCAUGUAUAGUAUAUUAUCCUUUUUUGUUAAAUUCGAGUUAAUUA
This is a messenger RNA of Cornus florida, 3490 nucleotides long. RefSeq lists its product as uncharacterized. The record is from RefSeq and is a predicted model, not a curated record. Bases 610 to 3339 code for a protein of 909 amino acids. NCBI's taxonomy places the organism in Eukaryota, Viridiplantae, Streptophyta, Magnoliopsida, Cornales, Cornaceae. The transcript is spliced from 8 exons. Gene Ontology annotation, molecular function: DNA binding; protein dimerization activity.